Sitophilus oryzae (rice weevil) is the source of this 729-nucleotide messenger RNA. RefSeq lists its product as uncharacterized. Lineage: Eukaryota; Metazoa; Arthropoda; Insecta; Coleoptera; Curculionidae. The transcript is spliced from 3 exons. The record is from RefSeq and is a predicted model, not a curated record. The coding region runs from base 1 to 729 and encodes 242 amino acids.
AUGACAAAAAAGGAACAGUCCGGCGUCUACUUGAGGAGAUGCGUCCAGCGGGUCCAGGAGGCAUUGAAAAACUGGAGAAGGGAGAGUAGAGCUAUAGGAAUAGAGAUUGACAACCACUGUCUAUCGACCUUGUUCUUUGCAGACGACCAAGUUAUUGUUGCAGGUUGUGAGGAGGAUGCCGACUAUAUGUUGAGGAAACUUGAGGAAGAAUACGACAGAUGGGGACUCAAUAUCAACCUCACAAAAACCGAAUACCUGAAAGUAGGAGAAGAACAAACUGAAGAUCCUGAACUACACAUACAUGAAAUUAAAAGAUGUAGCGAAUAUAAAUAUUUAGGAAGUAUUAUAUCUGAAGAAGGGAACUCCAAGAAAGAUAUACAUAGUAGAGUUCAACAAGGUAAGAAAGUAAUCGAUCUUUUAAACCCUCUUCUGUGGUUAAUUAAAACAUCCAUCCAAACAAAGAUAAGGAUUUACAAAGCAAUCGUAGAUCCAAUUUUAACAUACAGUGCCGAAUGCUGGCAAUUUACAGCAAAAGAAAGAAGGAUGGUCGAGUCAGUGGAGAUGGACUUCCUCAGAAGAGCAUGUCGCUGUACUAAGAGCAUGCAUAUGGAGGAGUUGGAUAAUGCCACGUUAGAGGAGGAGGAAAUAGAAUUGGAUACACUCCCAGGCCGUAGCUUUCCAGAGACGAACAGUGUCAAGGGAGUUGAAACUAUGUGUUAUCUGUGCUAG